CCCACACAGUCACGUGGCGCGCAGGACAACAUGGCUGCGCCCGCGCUGGGGUGGGCCGGUGGGCGCCGCGCCGCGCUCCGGCUGCUGGUCCUGCUGCCGCUGCUCGCGCUGCCGGGCGGGGCGGCGGCGGGCGCGGAGGCCGGGGCGGGCUCGUGCGGCUGCGGCGCCCCCCAGCGGCCCGGGGUCCCCGGCAGCGCGGCCGCCGCGCACCGCUACUCCCGGGAGGCGAACGCGCCGGGCCCGGGUUCUGCCCCGCGGCCUCCCGCGCCUGCCAAGAUGGCCUCCAUUCCCGCCGGCGUGUUCACCAUGGGCACGGAUGACCCUCAGAUCAAGCAGGACGGGGAGGCGCCCGCCCGGAGAGUCACCGUGGACGCCUUCUACAUGGACGUCUAUGAAGUCAGCAACGCGGACUUCGAGAGGUUCGUGAACGCCACCGGCUACCUGACCGAGGCUGAGAAGUUCGGCGACUCCUUCGUCUUCGAAGGCCUGCUGAGCGAGCAGGUGAAGGCCGGCAUCCAGCAGGCAGUGGCGGCGGCUCCCUGGUGGUCACCUGUGAAAGGCGCCAGCUGGCGGCACCCGGAGGGGCCCGACUCCACCAUCCUGCACAGGCCGGACCACCCGGUGCUGCACGUCUCCUGGAACGACGCGGCGGCCUACUGCGCGUGGGCCGGGAAGCGCCUGCCCACCGAGGCCGAGUGGGAGUACAGCUGCCGCGGGGGCCUGCAGGACAGACUCUUCCCCUGGGGCAACAAGCUGCAGCCGAGGGGCCAGCACUAUGCCAACCUCUGGCAGGGCGAGUUUCCCGUGGCCAACACCGGCGAGGACGGCUUCCGAGGCACCGCGCCCGUCGAUGCCUUUCCUCCCAACGGCUACGGCCUGUACAAUAUCGUGGGGAACGCGUGGGAGUGGACGGCAGACUGGUGGACUGUGCACCAUUCCGCUGAGGAGGCACUUAACCCAAAGGGGCCGCCCUCUGGGAAGGACCGGGUGAAGAAAGGCGGCUCCUACAUGUGCCAUAAGUCCUACUGCUACAGGCACCGCCCUCCCCUCUCCCCCCUGCAGUCCUACUGCUACAGGUACCGCUGUGCGGCCCGGAGCCAGAACACCCCCGACAGCUCCGCCUCCAACCUGGGAUUCCGCUGCGCCGCCGACCACCUGCCCGUCACCAGCUGAGGCCACGCCGAGCCCAGGCCCAGGAGAAGGCGUGUCCGACCCCCCGCUCGGCCUCCCUGGGCAGGAGGGCCCCGUGUACAGACCCCGGGGCGGGGCGGGGCGGGCCCGCCAGCUGCCAAAGGAACUGCCUGUGAGACCAAAUCACUGGCCUGCUCUGCACGUGGCCGUCGGUGCUGGUUGGGGACCAUUGCCAUGUUUCCCUUUGGGGCUUUUAUAGGGGGAGGGAGCCCGGAGCGAGGCUGCGGGGCUGUGCUCUCCCUGGCGCUUCUGGGUUAGACCCCGGUCUGCAGUGACCGUCGGCCAGGGAGGGGUGCUGGGCCUCAGGCUUCACGGUUCCACACGUCAGGUGGAGUGAUUUCAAAGCAUGUGUGACGGGUCAUUUCUGAGCUGCUCCCACGUGUGACCUGUGUAUCCUAAUCAUGUGACGUGAGAGUUCUCUUAGGCUUUUGGGGUGGGGGGGGGCGCGCUGAGCCUUACAGUCACUUGCACUUUGGUUUUCAAGGACAAGGGCGUCGCUCAUGCUUUAUGGCGACUCCCAUGGCCGUGGCCGUGGCCGUGGGUGUGAGGCCAGCCUCCGGGCGCGCAGGCAGCCUGCGGUGACUCUGAGCUUUAGCUUUAACGUUAAGUGCCUUUGGUUCAGGGGGGCAGUCACAGCCCAGCCCCCUCCCCAAAGCUCCUGUGGGUGUGGGCGCGUGCCAAACGGAGAAGCCUGUGAGCCCAGACGCAGGGGCGGAGGCGAGCGGGGACUGCCCUCAGGCCCGAGUGGGGAGGGAGCAGGGCGCUGGCUGCGGGGCCGAUGCCUGAACCAGCGUCAGUGGAAUAAACUGUGUGCCGAGUCCGCCUCACACCCACAUCCUUUCU
Molecule: messenger RNA, 2034 nt
Organism: Pipistrellus kuhlii (Kuhl's pipistrelle)
Lineage: Eukaryota; Metazoa; Chordata; Mammalia; Chiroptera; Vespertilionidae
Gene: SUMF1
Product: sulfatase modifying factor 1
Exons: 9
Coding region: 31-1173 (380 amino acids)
Cellular component (GO): endoplasmic reticulum
Source: RefSeq, a predicted model, not a curated record